AUGGCUUCUGAAGUACCUACCUCUACCAACGGCGGAUCCCUCGCUGCCAUGUUGGAACAGCAGCACGCCCGCGACGAGGAGCACAAGGCCACUGUGGAGGAAACCGUGGAUGAGGAGGAUGUGAAACACCCUGCUCCUACCUCUCUGCAACCCGACCAGCCCCUCCUUGUCGAUGCCACUACCCCCGAGCCUACCCCCUCCGCCCCGACUGCCUCCCCGUCACCCGUCCCUAAGCCCGCCACCAAAAAGGCACCGGCAUUCGAUGUGCAAUCCGAAGAAUUGUUCCCGGCUCUGGGCAGCGGCCCGAAGCCCGCUGCUCCCGCUGCCGCCACAUGGGGCGCGAAGAAGCCUUCUUCGGCCGCUGCUGUUGCGAAUGGCUUGCCCGCAAAGUCAAUGGCAGGAACAGAGAUCCCCCGUAUCAUGGCACUCCCCGGAAAGCACAUGGAGCAGCUUCGCCUUGCUCCCUCCCAGAUGCAACCCCGCGGACAAAUGAAGAAGCCUCUCCGUGAUAUCCUCCGAGACAUUUCUCGCAGAUCCAAGGCCAACGUUGAUAUGCGCGGUGGUCCUGGUGGGUCCAUCAUUUUCGAAGGAAAGGGCUCCGUGGAUGCAGUGCGCCAGGCUCUCCGCGAGGUCGCCCAGCAGGUCGGAUCUAAGCAAUCCGUCCGUGUUCCCAUCCCCACCUCUGCGCGCGCUCACAUCAUUGGCCGCCAAGGUACCGUUGUGCAGGAUAUCCAGACUCGCACCGGUGCUCGUGUACAGGUCCCCCGCGCCGACGGUAACGCCGCCGGUGCUGAUGAUGAUGACGACGACACCAUUGAUAUUUUGAUCGAGGGAGAUGCCGUGGCCGCCGAGAUGGCCCGCCGCGAGAUCGAGGCCAUUGUUAAGGAGCGUGGCUCAAACAUGAGCUUCCGAUUGAAGACUGUUCCUCCCGAGUUCUUCCCCUUCAUUGCAGGUGCACAUGACGCCAACGUGCGCGCCAUCGAGGAGCGCACGAAGGCGCAGAUUAACGUCCCCCGCUAUGAUACUUGGUCCAGCCAGCCUCCUCCCCAGGAAGCCAACCCUGGCCAGGUCCAGUUCGCGGCAGUGCCUGAUAAGCACAUUUUGAUUUCCGGAGAACGCACUGCCGCACAGGAGGCUCGCGCUGAGAUUGAGCAAUUAGCUGCUCAAUUGCGUCAGAAGCUUACCCUGCGGCAGCUGGCAAUCAACCGUGGUCAGCACCAGUUCAUUCUGGGCAACGAGGCCGAUGCUCUGCACCAGUUCGUUGCUCAGACUGGAUGUGGUAUUGUCCUGCCCCCUCCCUCUGAUGAUAGCGAGUUCCUCACCAUCACUGGUCCCAUUGAACAGAUCGAGGCUGGCAUUGAACACGCUAUGGAUCUUGCUACAAGCAUGCAGAUGGCUAGCAUUGAUUUGUCUCGCCAGCACCCUACCGCGCCCAUCGGUCCUCAUGUUCACGCAAGCGCUCUUUCGCAGUAUCUCCGCCGUCGCAAGGUCAUCAAAGAGCUUGAGUCGACUUACGAUGCACACAUCGCCCUGCCUCCUAGCGUUGGUGGGCCUGUCACUUGGGAGGUGUACUCUCGUGAUGGCAAGAACACCAUCCGUGCCCGUUCCGAUAUCAUGAACUUGGUCCAGGCUCUCCCUCCUUCCAGACUCCGCCACGUCCCUGUUGACCCGUACUUCCACCAGUACCUGCGUGACCGCAGCGCUAGCGCCCUCCAGGGUGACUUUGGCGUUCACCUGAUGGUUCCGGAUGACAUUGAAUGCCCCGAAGUCGUCCUGGUUUACGAAGGUCCGUCCGCCACCGCCUCUCGCUUCGAGGUCCCCAGACAGCGCCCCUCUCCCGCCGAUGUUGCAGCCUUCGAGAAGGGUCUGCAAGAGGCCCAGGAUUUCCUCCUGGAAGCUCUCGGAAACCAGGGUGACAUUGUUGCCAAGUCGGUUGUUGUCCCUGCCAAGUACCAGGAAAAGGCUCGUAAAUUCAUCAUCCGCGAACAGGAAUCCAAAGGCGAGAACAGCAUCCCCGUCCGUGCUAUUGUCGGUGAACCCAAGAGCGCUCAGUGCCAAAUCUCCCUCCGCGGUCCCUCAGCCCAGGUGACUGAACUCGUCGCCAAGCUUGAGGCUUUCGUCGUGGAGCAGGAGAAGGAUGAUCUGGAGCGUGGUUACACCAUCAGCUUCGACUUCCCUCAGAAGUACGCUAACUUCCUGAUUGGCAAGCGUGGUGAGAACAUCAACAAGCUCCGCGAGGAGUUCGAUGUCGAUAUCAAGGUUGAGAAUGGCAAGGUCGAGGUCAAGGGACCCAAGGCCAAGGCGGAUGCUACCCGCAUGCGCAUCAUUAACAUGGGCAAGAAGUUGGAGGAUGAGACUACUCACAUCCUUAAGGUCCCUGCCCAAUACCACCGCGAGCUGAUUGGCCAGCGCGGAAACCAAGUCAACCGUCUCGAGACCCGUUACUCUGUCCGUGUCCAGUUCCCCCGCGCCACUGUUGUCAACGACGACUCUACCGAAACCGGUAGUGAUGCUGGUGCCGCCCGCCCCCAGCGUGCUCAGCAGGCUCCCGAUGAGGUCCUCGUCAAGGGUCCCAGCAAGGGUGCCGACGCCGCUCGCGACGAGAUCCUCAGCUUGCUGCAGUAUGUCAUUGAGCACGGCCACUCUGCUUCCAUCUCUGUCGCUCAGAGCCAGGUUGCAUCCCUGAUCGGUCAACGCGGCCGUGAGAUGGAUAAGCUCCGCGCUGAUACUGGUGCCCAAAUCGAUGUGCCCAACGCCAACGAUGCGCCGGAUGCAUCGGGCCGCGUGGAGAUCCGUGUCAAGGGUACUAAGCAGCAGGUUGCCGAUGCCAAGAAGAUCUUGCAGCAGCGCGCCAGCGAGUUCGAUGCUACUGUUACUAAGACCAUUGAGGUCGAGAAGAAGUACCACAAGGCUUUGAUCGGUGGAGGCGGUGCCAACAUCCGCAAGAUUGUCACCGAGGCUGGAGGCCCGACUGACGGCAGCGCCGCCAGAAUGGUUCGCUUCCCCCGUCCCGAGAGCACCGAGUCGACCAUCCGCCUCGAGGGCAACGGCAAGGUCGUUGACAGCAUCAUCGCCGCCAUCGAGGAGUUCGUCAAGGAGCGCCAGGACCAGGUCACCGAGAUCAUCGAUGUUCCCACCGCCCAGCACCGCAUGCUCAUUGGCCGCGGUGGUGAUACCCGCCGAGGCAUCGAGUCCAAGUUCAACGUCACUCUGGACAUCCCCAAGCAGGGCUCGGGCCGCACCGAUGUCAAGCUCAAGGGCCCCAGCACCGCUGUUGAAAGCGCCAAGGAGCACCUUAAGUCCAUGCUGAAGGAGCAGCACGCGGAGACCAUUGAGAUCCCCAGCCACCUGCACUACGCCAUCGCCGACAACGGCCACAUCUUCCGUCGCCUGCGCAACGAUCACCAGGUCACCGUCGACCACGCCGGUCAGGCCCUCCCCGUCGCCGCUCCCUCCGCCGCCGAGGAUACUCGCAGCAAGCCCAUCGGUACCGACAUGCCCUUGAUCAUCGACGAUCCCAACACCACCACCGACGCUCACUCCUGGACCGUCGUCGACAACGCUGCCAGCGACGCCGACUCCUCUCCCUUCCCCUGGGUCCUCACCGGUACCCCAGAGAACGUGGCCAAGGCCCGCGCCGCCAUUGAGAAGGCUCUCAUCUCCGCAACCCAGCAAUCCGCCACUGGCUUCCUGAUCCUGCCCGACCCCAAGACUUACCGCUUCGUCGUCGGCCAGGGCGGUAGCCAGAUCAACGCCAUCCGCAAGAAGACCGGCUGCCGCAUCAACGUGCCCAAGGACCAGGCUCGCGGCGAAGCGAUCCAGAUCCGGGGCAGUUCCGCCGGUCUCGAAGAAGCCAAGGAGAUGAUCCUGGAAGCUGUCCAGAACGGACUCCAGGGUUCUUCGCGGUGA
This is a messenger RNA of Penicillium paradoxum, 3909 nucleotides long. Its product is annotated as putative RNA binding effector protein Scp160. The transcript is spliced from 4 exons. The record is from RefSeq and is a predicted model, not a curated record. Gene Ontology annotation, biological process: nuclear division. NCBI's taxonomy places the organism in Eukaryota, Fungi, Ascomycota, Eurotiomycetes, Eurotiales, Aspergillaceae. Gene Ontology annotation, cellular component: nucleus; cytoplasm. The coding region runs from base 1 to 3909 and encodes 1302 amino acids. Gene Ontology annotation, molecular function: mRNA binding.